This is a messenger RNA of Diabrotica balteata, 840 nucleotides long. The record is from the annotation of a GenBank genome assembly. NCBI's taxonomy places the organism in Eukaryota, Metazoa, Arthropoda, Insecta, Coleoptera, Chrysomelidae.
AUGUUAGAAAGGGUAGUUAAAUUAUGUAACCCAUUAGCUGCCACAGUUGCUGUUUUGCAUAAUCCAGUAACUUUACCGACGGAAGAAGAAUGGUUACUAUUACAGGAAUUCUGUAAAAUAUUAAAACCAUUUGAGGUUGUUACUGUAGAAAUGAGUUCCGAAAAACAAAUAACUCUGUCCAAAGUAAUUCUUAUUAUUAAGGGGGUAUUAUCAUCUUUAAAGCGAAUAAGAGUUCAAAUUACGAGUCAAUUAGGAAGAGAUUUAAUACGUUCAUUGCUAGCCUCAAUAACUACACGUUUUGGGAACCCUGAAAAUAACACAAUAAUGGGAAAAUCCUCUUUCCUGGAUCCAAUAUUUAAAACUAAGGGAUUCAAUAACGAUGACUGUUUAAAAAAGGUUAAAGAUAGACUUCAAGAAGAAUUAGUGGAGAUAAUUAAAAAAAGUCAACAAGACGAUACGGUCCCAGAGCCUUCCAAUGAUACACAUCAGUUACCGUUGACGGAGACAUUAAGUACAGAAACUGACGACAUCAUUUGGCAAGAUUUUGACAACUUGGUCAAAUCUUCAAACACUGUAACAAGCCCAACGGCAGUGGCUAUUGCUGAACUAAAAAUGUUUUCAGAAGAGGCGAAUUUAGAAAGAAAACAAAAUCCUCUGCUCUGGUGGAAGGAAAGAGAAAAGAUAUAUCCAUGGCUUGCGGUAUUAGCAAAGAAAUAUUUGUCAGUACUUGCUACAUCCGUUCCAUGUGAGCGUGUAUUUUCUAAGACAGACCAAGACCCAAACAAAAGCACAAAUUCAACACCGGCUCAGAGAACUACCAAAAAAUAUGAUGUUGAUUGA